GUGACGUCACGGACCCUACGUCCAUGUUUUUGUACAAUCCAUGCAUUUACCUCAUCAUUAUUGGCUAAGUCUGUCUCACGAAUGAAAGGGGACGUUGUGGUUUAGUAGUUUCAUUCUGAAACUUUAAGAUAAUGGCUUCAGUCACAGUUCUCUUCCUGAUUUUAUCUGUUUUCCCCUCUCAGAGUGAUCUUCGUUUUCUUCAGACACACGGCUGUGCAGCUGAAUGUCACUCUAAUGGUUCAGUAAUAUUUCUUCAAGGCACUGAUGAAUAUGCCUAUGAUGGACAGAACUCGAAAUUUACCCUCUCUAUGGACUGGAUACCUUUAGUUCCAGUUUCCAGCCUGGAGAAGAAAUGUUUAGAGACAUUAACCAGCUUCAUUGACCUUCAACGAGAGGAAAGGUUAAUCAAGGAAUCUCGUCCUGAAGUUUACUUCUCUGUAAAAGCAUCUGGAUCAUCAGAGCAGCAGGUUCUGCUGUGUUUGCCCUCGGUCUUCAACCGUAAACAUGUGCAGAUGGAGAUCAGACGUGAUCAGACGCCGUUACCUGAUGAACGGCUGAACUCAAGUGAGAUCAGACCAAACGCAGACGAAUCCUUUCAGCUGAAGAAGAGCCUGCAGAUCCUGCCGUCUCAAAGAUCGUGCUAUCAGUGUGUGGUGGAUGAAUGGAUUCUGAGAAAAACAGAUAGUGACAGUUUAGCUGAGGAUACUACUGUAGUCCCAGUCGGAGGCCUGUUGGGCGUUGUAACUUUAGUCAGUUUGAUUGUUGCUUCCGUCAUUGUUCUCACAAUUUAUCAACUGAUCAAAUAUAAUAAACAUCCAAAGAAGCAGAAAACACUGAAGACACCAUCACACGUGAAACUGUUGAGGCAAGAAAAGCGUGCAAGUUUGGCUCCAGCUUUAAAUGCUGCAUCAGAUGACAGUCUGAAGGAGGUUCUGACUGAGGAGCUUCAUGAAACUCAAAGUCUUUGUGAAGCUGAAGAGACUCCAGCAGCAGCUCCUACAGCAGCUCGAGGGGCUAUAGGCUCUAAAAACAUCUCUCUGCCUGAUUUUGCCAUGGAGAGAGAAGAUUCAGAUCAGAAAACUGUGACUCAGAAUACACUCUUGUUACCACUGCAAAGGCACGGAAGAUCCCAGACCAUUUCAAUGCCAGAUCUUGGUAAUAAUUGGUCAUUCAAACUAAAUAUAAAAAAAUUAACAUUUACGAUGUAAUUAGUCUACAUUUUAAAUGUAGGUUAUGUUAACAGCUUUGGGUUUUUUUAGCUCUUGAAAGAAAGAACAACAGUGACUCCAGCUAGAAGAUCAAGUGGUAUCUCAUGGGCUGUUUUGAUGAUUUUCCAUCAUGGAUGUCAAAAGCUUUAUAUGUGCUUUAUAUUCACUUUCCACAACAUCCACACAGUGUCCACUAUAUAAAUAGGUCAGAAACUGGAUGAUCCAUAUAGGCAUGUGUGGUCAGGAGACAUAAAUGGAGACAGUGUCAUUCUGUAGCAUGAAAUAAAACCCCUUCAUUGUGUCAACCUUACCGUUUUUUAUUCAAGAUAAAAUAUUGCCAUUGUACUGGUAUCAUUCAUUUGAAAUUAGAUUUUUUGUUGCAUAUAAGAUCAUAAUGAAACAAAGUAUUUUGAGAAUUAUGUGUGUUACUUCAAUGUUGUUAUAUACAUUUAAAUGUAAUAAUUUAGCUGACACUUUUAUCCAAAGCAACUUUUAUGCUCUUUGGAUUCGUUUACAGACUCGGGGUUCCCAUUGUCAUGAAAAAAAAUGUCUGGUAAUUGUAAAAUUGUGAUGUCCUUAUUCAAAGAAUGAUUCAGUGUGGAUCUUACAGCAGUUAAUAAAGUAAGAGUUGGUGUGUUUUUCUGUUUAUUCAAGUGCUUUUAUAAAUGGAGCAAUGAUUAUAGAUUGAUUUCUGAUUUCUUGUAAGCAGCAGAGGGCAGCAUGAUUCUGUGCAUUCUGUGAACAUUUACGAAACUCAUGAAGCUUUGUGUUUACUUUUAGUCCAUGUUUGUAUCAUAGACUUUAUAAAACAGGUUUGUACUUGAGAUCUGCAUAGCCAGAGAUGUAUUAACUUAUCACUUUAUCUUCUGUCAGUUGCACCGAUCAACUGCUGAAAUGUACAGUUUGAACCCAACUGGUGGCAUUCAUAUAGAAAUAACCCAAUACAAGUUAAGAAUAACCCAACAAGAGAUGCAGUGUUCUUUGUUUAACCCAGAUAUUGGGUACAAUAAACAAUCCAACUGUUUUAGAGCAUAGGAAAACAUAAUUCAUUUGAGUUUCCUGCUAUCAAAAUUUUGCAUACCUGGACAAAAUGUACUGGCUGUAAAUCUAUCUGUUCUUUAUUUAAAGUUGACAGUAUAUGGAAACUAAAUAAAGUUUUGUUAAUCCUAAAUAAGUGAAAAC
Carassius gibelio (silver crucian carp) is the source of this 2390-nucleotide messenger RNA. RefSeq lists its product as uncharacterized. Gene Ontology annotation, biological process: immune response. The record is from RefSeq and is a predicted model, not a curated record. Lineage: Eukaryota; Metazoa; Chordata; Actinopteri; Cypriniformes; Cyprinidae. The transcript is spliced from 10 exons. Gene Ontology annotation, cellular component: external side of plasma membrane. Bases 132 to 1208 code for a protein of 358 amino acids.